Penicillium cinerascens is the source of this 1086-nucleotide messenger RNA. RefSeq names its product mitochondrial 54S ribosomal protein uL22m. Gene Ontology annotation, molecular function: structural constituent of ribosome. Gene Ontology annotation, cellular component: ribosome; mitochondrial large ribosomal subunit. The record is from RefSeq and is a predicted model, not a curated record. The transcript has 2 exons. NCBI's taxonomy places the organism in Eukaryota, Fungi, Ascomycota, Eurotiomycetes, Eurotiales, Aspergillaceae. Gene Ontology annotation, biological process: translation; ribosome assembly. The coding region runs from base 1 to 1086 and encodes 361 amino acids.
AUGGGUGCUGUCUAUCCAUACGGGCAGCUGGUUCGGGCUGCGGCCCGGACCCCCGUCUCGUUCGUUCCGCGGCGGACAUUGACCUCGACACCGAUCUAUCGCGCCCAGGAUGACAAUCAAAAACCCGGAUUCUUGUCGUCUUUUAGCGAUUGGUUUGCCAAGAAAAAGGAGGCUGCGGCAUCCGAGAAGCAGAAGGAAGCUACAGAGAAGGGUUGGGCUGUCGGUGGAUCUGGAGCAAAGCCCAAGUCCGCCCACACACCGGCCGCCCCCAAGCGCGAGGAAGGUGGUCUGGGUGCUAGCUCCAUUUUCGCCGACGAUAUAGGCUCAUCCGGACCCAAGCCCAGCCGCAAGAAGGAGCAGCUCCAAGAACAACAGCAAGCAGGACAGGAGGCGCCUGUACCUUUGGAGCAACGCAACAAGGACCGCAUGCAGCUGGCCUUGAACCCCAACCCUAAGGCCCAGCUCCGAUGGGAGACCAAGAUGGUCACCCGUGAGAUCCGGAAACGCGGCCGCGUCCCAAAGGCCGUCCAAAUCCAGCGCACCGAGCGCGAAUCCCUAUCGAAGUCACACUGGUUCAAGACCUCAGUCAAGAAGCUGGGCCCACUUGCCCGGCAGAUCGCGGGCAAGAACAUCGACGAGGCCAUCCUGCAAAUGCGCUUCAGCAAGAAGAAGGCUGCCAAGGACGUGCUGGAACAUCUGGAGCACGCGAAGAACGUCGCCAUGGUCCGUGCCGGCAUGGGCCUCGCAGCUCAGGAGGGCGAGAAGUCGGAGCGCCCCAAGCCCAUCACUGUUACCUUCAAGGACGGCGAGCGCAAGAAGAUCACCGACCCGACAUCCAUCUACAUCCAGCAAGCGUGGGUCAACCGCGGUCCGUACGGAUUUGGCAUGGACCACCGUGCUCGUGGCCAAAUCAACCGGCUCCGUCCCCCGGCCACUGGCCUGUCGGUGUUGUUGAAGGAGGAGAAGACUCGCAUCCGCGAGUGGCAGGACCGUGAAGCCGAUGCGCUGCGGAAGCGGAAAUCCCAGCUCUGGACUCAGCUGCCGGACCGGAAGAUUUCUGCUCAAAACCAGUACUACAGCUGGUAA